Molecule: messenger RNA, 2838 nt
Organism: Sesamum indicum (sesame)
Lineage: Eukaryota; Viridiplantae; Streptophyta; Magnoliopsida; Lamiales; Pedaliaceae
Source: RefSeq, a predicted model, not a curated record
CACUUUCUUUAAAGUAGAAAUACGGGUUUACAUGAUGAUCAGCUUCAUGUCCUGCAGCUGACAGCAUGAUUGGAUCAAAAGAUUUGUUUUGAAAAUGGCAGGAAGGAAUUAUUUGGAUCUCCAGACAUUAAUUGCACUGAUUUGUAUACAUGGCUCCAAAAGUGAAGACCGGGUCGCAGAUUGCCUUUUUUCGUCGCAGACAUCUCACGUUAUGUCCGCGUGAAAUCAAUGCAUCUAACUAACUCCAUCUCUGUAUGUAGAACAGCUGAAAAUCUGUCAUUUCCAGUUUGCAAAAACUUGUGCAAAUACGUAUAUAUAUGUACGCUUUCAUGCCUUAAAUUUCAUCACACACUCCAACACUCACUGGCCCUCCUACUUUCAUCUUUACUUCUUUAUUUCUGAUCCUCCUUUUUGCUUUUGCUUGCUUGCAUUUACAUUUAUUUUCUCUACUGCUACAACUACAUACAUUUAUAUUUGGAUAUAUCUACAAUGAGAAGUGGGCUUAAGCCAUGGAUUGUGGUGUGUGUGGUUGUGGCUGUGGCGGUGAAUCUCCUUAAUGGGGUUGUGGCGGAGCCCCAAGUUCCAUGUUACUUCAUAUUUGGUGAUUCACUGGUGGACAAUGGUAACAAUAAUAACAUUCAGUCCUUGGCCCGGGCUAAUUACUUGCCUUACGGGAUUGAUUUUCCAGACGGGCCGACUGGGAGGUUCUCCAAUGGUAAAACUACAGUUGAUGUCAUCGCGGAGCUGCUAGGCUUUGACGACUAUAUUCCGCCAUACGCCAGUGCACGAGGCGAACAAAUACUCAGGGGAGUGAACUACGCAUCUGCUGCUGCUGGAAUUAGAUCAGAAACUGGCCAGCAAUUGGGUGCUCGAAUCGAUUUUACUGGGCAAGUAAAUAACUACAAGGACACAGUUGAACAAGUGGUGAACAUACUAGGUGAUGAAGACUCUGCUGCCAAUUACUUGAGCAAGUGCAUAUACUCAAUUGGAGUGGGCAGCAAUGACUAUCUUAACAACUACUUCAUGCCUCUCUACUACUCAACUAGCCGUCAGUACUCGCCUGAACAAUAUGCCGAUAUCCUCAUUCAACAGUAUUCCCAACAAAUAAGGACUUUGUACAACUAUGGAGCUCGGAAGUUUGCUUUAAUUGGAGUGGGGCAAAUCGGGUGCAGCCCGAAUGCGUUGGCCCAGAAUAGCCCGGAUGGCUCUACAUGCGUGCAAAGAAUUAACGGCGCAAAUCAGAUAUUCAACAACAAGCUGAGAGCAUUAGUUGAUGAGUUCAACAGCGAUGCACAGGAUGCAAAAUUUAUCUACAUUAACGCAUACGGAAUUUUCCAGGAUUUGAUUGAGAACCCUUCAGCCUUUGGUUUUAGGGUGACAAAUGCUGGAUGCUGUGGGGUGGGGAGGAACAAUGGGCAAAUAACAUGUCUCCCUCUACAAACUCCAUGCCAAAACAGAGAUGAAUACUUGUUUUGGGACGCAUUCCAUCCCACAGAAGCUGCAAAUAUCAUUGUCGGCAGGAGGUCAUACAGUGCUCAAAAGGCAUCAGAUGCAUAUCCCUUUGAUAUUCGCCGCUUGGCUCAACUCUUUGAUCACUGCUUUUUCUCCAAUACACCAUCACUCAAUCACCCACCUUUCAUUUUUUAUUCAGCAAAAAUGACACACUCUAAUAACAUUAAUGUCUGCUUCUUGUUUCUACUAUUUAUUGCAAGUACAUUACAAACUAUCGUUGUUGGCGAACCCAAAGUUCCAUGCUUCUUCAUUUUCGGAGACUCGCUGGUUGACAAUGGCAACAACAUUAACCGGAAUACGACGGCUAAAGUCAAUUACUUCCCUUAUGGGAUUGAUUUUCCAGGUGGCCCGACUGGAAGAUUCAAUAAUGGUCGAAAUAUAGCAGAUAUCAUUGCUGAACUAUUGGGCUUCGACAAGUACAUCGCCCCGUUUGCCAAUGCUACAAAUCAGGACAUCCUCCGAGGAGUGAACUAUGGAUCCGGCGGUUCUGGAAUUCUUGAGGAAACAGGACACCUCUUCGGCGACGUGAUCAAUUUCAAGGAGCAAUUAUCGAAUCACGAGGUUGUGAUUUCGCGCGUGGCGAGGUUACUAGGAAGUGAAAGUGUGGCAAAACAACAUUUAAGUAGGUGCAUAUAUUCAGUUGGAAUGGGCAAUAACGAUUACCUGGCCAACUAUUUGCCUCAAUACCACUCCAAAACCACCCCAUAUACUCCACGCCAGUUUGCUUCACUUGUCAUUGCCCAAUACUCAAAGCAGCUCCGAAGGUUGUACGAUGCCGGCGCAAGAAAAGUAGCCGUCUUUGCACUUGGUAAAUUAGGCUGCAUCCCACAGCAGUUGGCGGCCUACGGCGCCUCCGACGGCUCCUCCUGCGUGGAAACCAGUAACAAUGUCGUUAAAAGUUUUAACGAAUAUCUCAAGAUUCUCAUCCACUAUCUUAACAGCAAUCUCGCUGACGCCAAGUUCGUAUACACACAAGACACCUCCGACAGUGAAUCAUACGGUAAUAUCAGUAAUUUGAGUGAGCCGUGUUGUGGUGUAUCGGCAGAGGACGGGCAAUGCGUUGCGGGGAGUGCUCCGUGCAGCAACAGGGAUGCGUAUUUGUUCUGGGAUGCAUUCCACCCGACGGAGGCUGCAUCGUUGCUGUCUGCCAAAAUUGCGUAUGAUCAUAUGUCUCCACUGUUUGCUGAACCUGAAUCUGAUGCUGUUGCUAGUUAUUAGUUGGAUGAUGUGCUAUUUAGUAUUUAUUCCGCUCACUCCUCUUUGUAUCAGUGUGUUAUGGGCCUUGUCCUCUUUAAUCUCAACAAGUGGGCUGGAGUUUUUUAGCCU